UAUGUCUGUCUAUAUGCUGCUUUUGCCAGGGAUAGACCAGGAAUGGAGUCUUAGAACUUUUAGCUGUGGUGUGCAGGAAAUCCAGCCCGUCAUCAGUGGCUACGCCCGCAUAGUGAAUGGCGAGGAGGCGGUUCCCGGAUCCUGGCCCUGGCAGGUCUCCCUGCAACAGUCGAAGACGAACAGCUGGCACUUCUGUGGCGGCUCCCUGGUCAGUAAGCGUUGGGUGGUGACAGCUGCACACUGCGGAGUGACGAAAUCCAACGUGGUGGUGCUCGGGGAACACGACCGCAGCUCCUCCCAAGAGAAAGUGCAGAAACUGGCCAUCCAGGAGGUUUUCACCCACCCGCAGUAUAGCUCCUCCACCACCAGCAAUGACAUCGCGCUCAUCAAGCUGGCCACGGACGCGGAGCUGGGCAGCACCGUGGCCCUCGUGUGCCUGGCAGCCGCCGGGGACCGGUACCAGAGUGGCCAGCUCUGCGUCACCACUGGCUGGGGCAAGACCCGCUACAACGCCUUAAGCACCCCAAGCAAACUGCAGCAGACGGCGCUGCCCCUGCUGACCAAUGAGGAGUGUAAAAACUACUGGAACGGUAACAUCCUGGACUCCAUGAUCUGCGCUGGAGCAGCAGGCUCCUCCUCCUGCAUGGGUGACUCCGGCGGCCCCCUUGUCUGCCAGAAGAACGGAGUCUGGUAUCUAGUGGGCAUCGUGUCCUGGGGCAGCAGCCGCUGUGCCACCAACAUGCCAGGCGUCUACGCCCGCGUAAGCCUGCUCCGUGCAUGGGCCGACAGCAUCAUGGCCAGCAACUGAGCCUGCUGGGGGUCUUAGCAGCUAGGCCCCAGAUCGGCGGCUCCAGCUCUCCACCCUUCUCUCCCCACGGGUGACCUAGUCCCACCUGUGUCAAAGCCAGCCCUGUGGCCUUCCAAUAAAACCUUUCUGCAGCAUGGCGCCUCUUUGGGUUCCUGCCAUCUUCGGGGCACCAGCACACUGUGUCCACCAGACUUGGCACAGCCUGGGCACCACGUGCCAGCUGACCCAGCAGGGGUUGCUGACACCCACGGCGCAUAGGCAGGGCUCACAUCAGCUCCCCCAACUGAGCUUUGUACCCAAGGCAAGGUGGCCAGCCAGGCUGUGGCCACUGGUGGAGCCGGGGAAGACGAUCCAUACAAUCACAGAAUAUCAGGGUUGGAAGGGACCUCAGGAGGUCAUCUCGUCCAAGCCCCUGCUCAUGGCAGGACCAGCACCAACAAUCCAACUAAAUCCAUGACUGAAGGGCUCCCAGAGCUAGGGUGGGGGCCAGGAUGGCUCCAGCCACAGCCCCGUGUGGGGGCUGAACUCAGAGCUGCGCCAGCAGGUGGCCUAGACAGGACUGGGUCUGCACACCAGAGGGCAGCCCCCACAGCUUGUGCAAGGGGGUGGCAGCUUACGGGCUCGGGAUUGUGGCGCUCAGACCCAGCUUGCCCAGCUGCUUGGAGGGGUUCCCCUAGCUCUCCGGGCGCUAGCAUAGUAGAAGCUGUGUGGCUCGCCCAGCUCUGCAAGCAGCCCAGAGCCCUCUGUAGAAAAGAGUGCUCCGCCCUCCUUGCCUGCGCCUGUGCUUAGUGUUCCCAUCUGCUGUUACCCAGCCGCCACGCUCCAUGCCUAUGGUGGCUGCAAUUCAGUGCUGGAUGAACGAUCCAGGUGGCUAGGGGCUGGUGCUCGGGGUUGGACAGCCCUCUAGAAAUGCAAGUGCUUGGCUGGCUGCUUGUUUCCUCCCUUCCCCAGUGCUGCACCAUGUAUACCCAAUCCAGCUUCUGGUCACCCCUGGAGUCACCGCCUCUACCCUCUCCACAGCCCCUUCUCCACCUCUGGUCUGCUGAGCCCACCCGCUCU
Messenger RNA from Chelonia mydas (Green sea turtle), 1867 nucleotides. RefSeq names its product chymotrypsinogen A. Lineage: Eukaryota; Metazoa; Chordata; Testudines; Cheloniidae. The record is from RefSeq and is a predicted model, not a curated record. The coding region runs from base 2 to 808 and encodes 268 amino acids. Gene Ontology annotation, molecular function: serine-type endopeptidase activity. The transcript is spliced from 7 exons. Gene Ontology annotation, biological process: proteolysis.